Messenger RNA from Ostrinia furnacalis (Asian corn borer), 834 nucleotides. RefSeq names its product arginine/serine-rich coiled-coil protein 2-like. The record is from RefSeq and is a predicted model, not a curated record. Bases 1 to 834 code for a protein of 277 amino acids. NCBI's taxonomy places the organism in Eukaryota, Metazoa, Arthropoda, Insecta, Lepidoptera, Crambidae. The transcript has 10 exons.
AUGACGCUGCUCAACAAAUACGGCUCGUGCUGGCGCGGCUCGCGGUCGGACCCGCGCGAUUUGGACGCGCUGCUGCAGUACAUCGAGGGGCCCGCGCGCCACGUGGACCGCGGCAAGAAGCGCGCCAAGAAGCAGCGACAGAAGGCCAAGAAGGGAACCUCGCACCAUGGAGACCGAGGCAAGAAGCGCGCCAAGAAGCAGCGACAGAAGGCCAAGAAGGGAACCUCGCACCAUGGAGACCGAGGCAAGAAGCGCGCCAAGAAGCAGCGACAGAAGGCCAAGAAGGGAACCUCGCACCAUGGAGACCGAGGCAAGAAGCGCGCCAAGAAGCAGCGACAGAAGGCCAAGAAGGGAACCUCGCAUCAUGGAGACCGAGGCAAGAAGCGCGCCAAGAAGCAGCGCCAGAAGGCCAAGAAGGGAACCUCGCACCAUGGAGACCGAAGCAAGAAGCAGCGCCAGAAUACCAAGAAGACGGAGGCGCGUCUGACGGAAGCGCGCGCGGCUUUAGCGACGGGUUACGCGGCCGCGCGCGGUUACGUGGCGCCGUUGGCCGCCGCCCACGCGCAGGCUCAAGCGAGACUGAAGGAGUACCGCGCGCAACUGCAGAACACUAAGAAAGGCAAGAAAAAGUUGAGUCCAGCUCAGCAAGCGAAGGUCCAGCUAUUCGCGGAGCAGAUAGGCGAGCUGACGAACCUCGUCAACACCAGUGCCAAGGAAUUAGCUGCGGCUGAGAAACAAGUGCAGGAAUGGUCGGCGAGACUGCAGGAGUGCGAUCGACAGCUGGCUGAGGCCAGGGCCGCGCAGGGCAAGCCGCACGCGCAGGUAUGUAUGUAG